AUGACACCCACCAACGCAGCUGCCUGGCUUUCCGAAGAAAAGAAGCAUCCCUUUGAAAUAAAGGAAUCACCGCUCGGCAAGCCAGAGGGCAACGAAAUCCUAAUCCGCAACCAUGCUGUCGCCGUCAACCCAAUCGAUGGAUUGAUCCAAACGAAGGCCUUCUUCCCCCUAAACUACCCGACCAUUCUUGGUCAGGAUGUAGCCGGCGAGGUGAUUUCCAUUGGCGACAAUGUAACUCGAUUCAAACUCGGGGAUCACGUCCUAGGCCAUGCCGUCGGGCUCAUGGCCGGACGCAAGGAGGCCUGCGGUUUCCAGACAUACACUAUCCUACAAGACAACCUCGCCUGUGAGAUACCAGAACACAUCACUUACGACCAAGCCGUUGUUCUACCUCUCUGCCUCUCCACCGCCGCGUCUGGAAUGUUCCAAGAGGACUUCCUCCAUCUAAACCUCCCCACCGAACCACGCGCCGCGUCCACCGGACAGACACUACUAGUCUGGGGCGGUGCAUCCAGCGUCGGCAGCAAUGCCGUCCAACUGGCUGUUGCUGCAGGUUACGAGGUAAUCACCACCGCAUCGCCGAAGAACUUUGACUACGUUCGACGGCUCGGGGCUAGUCUUGUCUUCGAUUACAGUAGUCCAACUGUCACCGAGGACAUUGUGCAAGCAACUAAGGACAAGGUUCUGGCCGGCGCAAUUGACUGUAUUGGGUCUGCUGCGACGGCAGCGUGCGUCGAUAUUCUGCGCAGAUCACAAGGGAAGAAGUUUGUCGCUACUGUCAAGGGCGGGUUUGCGCCGCCUACGGAUGGGAUUCAGGUGAAGCAUAUCUUCGGGACUACGCUCAAGGACAAUUUCGUCGGCAAAGCCGUGUACGAGGAGUUUCUCCCGCGCGCCCUGCAGUCGGGAGCUUUUAUGCCCUCUCCUGAACCUCUGGUUGUGGGGACGGGUCUGGAAAAUAUGCAGGAGGCGGUGGAUUUGUAUUGGAAGGGGGGGAUCUCUGCGAAGAAGUUGGUUGUUCUGCUAUAG
Molecule: messenger RNA, 1026 nt
Organism: Aspergillus fischeri NRRL 181
Lineage: Eukaryota; Fungi; Ascomycota; Eurotiomycetes; Eurotiales; Aspergillaceae
Product: zinc-binding alcohol dehydrogenase family protein
Exons: 1
Coding region: 1-1026 (341 amino acids)
Molecular function (GO): oxidoreductase activity, acting on NAD(P)H
Source: RefSeq, a predicted model, not a curated record